AUGAAUAAACUAAUCUUUAUUUAUUUUAGUUUUAUGGGUAAACUAUUUAUAUUAAAUAUGUUAAAUAGUAAAUAUACAUAUAAAAUUAUUGAAUAUUUAUUUCGUAAUAAAACUGAUGAAGAGCAUCUCGAAUGUUUAUGGAGUCUCUUAUGUAUGAUUGGCCAAAAACUUGAUGCUAAAAGUGCUGAAAAACCUGUACAAAAAUUAAAGAUGUAUAGAUACUAUAGUGACUUAGACAAUAUUGUUAAAGAACAGAAAACAUCAGCUCGUAUUUGUCGAAUGAUUCGAGAUCUUAUUGAAUUAAGACAAACUGGAUGGGUUGGUCAUUGUGUUGAAACUGAAUCAACAACAGCUAACGAACUUCAUGAACAAGAUUUUGAACAAAAACAACAUAAUAUUGAUAAUGCUUUUAGUGGAAGUAGUCAACAACAGUAUAAUGAUGAACGUGAUAGUUGUAGUAGUGGAAUUGAACAAAAAACAGAUAGAAAUGAAGAUGAUGUAGAUAAUUCUUUUAAUGCUGAUACUUUAACACAACUAUAUUCGAAUGACAAAGAAUAUCAAGAACUACUGGCAAUCAAUUUAGCUGGUCAACAUUCAUGGGCAAAAGAACUUUUCAUUGAAAAGAAAUCUGAAUAA
Rotaria sp. Silwood2 is the source of this 636-nucleotide messenger RNA. NCBI's taxonomy places the organism in Eukaryota, Metazoa, Rotifera, Eurotatoria, Philodinida, Philodinidae. The record is from the annotation of a GenBank genome assembly.